AUAAACAACAAACAGCGAAACUCUCACUGAGUGAAAAACUAAUAGUAAAAAAAUUUAUUAAAAAAAAUUUGUACUAUAGCUUGGGUAUACUUACAACUAGAAAGCCAAUCACUUAACAAUGGGUAGAGUUAUUCGUAACCAAAGAAAAGGUGCUGGUUCUAUCUUCACCUCUCACACCAGAUUGAGAAAAGGUGCUGCUAAGUUAAGAACCUUAGAUUACGCUGAAAGACACGGUUACAUCAGAGGUGUCGUUAAGCAAAUCUUACAUGACCCAGGUAGAGGUGCUCCAUUAGCCAAGGUUGUUUUCAGAGACCCAUACAAGUAUAAAUUAAGAGAAGAAACUUUCAUUGCUAAUGAAGGUGUUUACACUGGUCAAUUCAUUUACGCUGGUAAGAAAGCUACCUUAAAUGUUGGUAACAUUUUACCAUUAGGUGCUUGUCCAGAAGGUACCAUUGUCUCCAAUGUUGAAGAAAAAGUUGGUGACAGAGGUGCUUUAGGUAGAACUUCUGGUAACUACGUUGUCAUCAUUGGUCACAAUACUGAUGAAGGUAAGACUAGAGUUAAAUUACCAUCUGGUGCUAAGAAAGUCAUUUCUUCUGAUGCUAGAGGUGUUAUCGGUGUUGUUGCCGGUGGUGGUAGAACUGAUAAACCAUUAUUAAAGGCUGGUAGAGCCUUCCACAAAUACAAGGUUAAGAGAAACUCUUGGCCAAAGACUAGAGGUGUUGCCAUGAAUCCAGUUGAUCACCCUCAUGGUGGUGGUAACCAUCAACAUAUUGGUAAAGCUUCUACUAUUUCUAGAGGUGCUGUUGCCGGUCAAAAGGCUGGUUUAAUUGCCGCUAGAAGAACCGGUUUAUUAAGAGGUACUCAAAAAACUCAAGAUUAGAUUAAUUAA
This is a messenger RNA of Scheffersomyces amazonensis, 892 nucleotides long. RefSeq names its product 60S ribosomal protein uL2 (gene RPL2). The transcript is spliced from 2 exons. Gene Ontology annotation, biological process: cytoplasmic translation. Gene Ontology annotation, molecular function: RNA binding; structural constituent of ribosome. The coding region runs from base 119 to 883 and encodes 254 amino acids. Lineage: Eukaryota; Fungi; Ascomycota; Pichiomycetes; Serinales; Debaryomycetaceae. The record is from RefSeq and is a predicted model, not a curated record. Gene Ontology annotation, cellular component: ribosome; cytosolic large ribosomal subunit.